Molecule: messenger RNA, 904 nt
Organism: Dryobates pubescens (Downy woodpecker)
Lineage: Eukaryota; Metazoa; Chordata; Aves; Piciformes; Picidae
Gene: CIRBP
Product: cold inducible RNA binding protein
Exons: 6
Coding region: 113-646 (177 amino acids)
Biological process (GO): positive regulation of mRNA splicing, via spliceosome
Cellular component (GO): spliceosomal complex
Molecular function (GO): RNA binding
Source: RefSeq, a predicted model, not a curated record
GGGCGGAGCGCAGCGCGGGCCUUUAUAAGCCGCCGCCCCGCCAGCCUCAGCGUACAUCGCGCUGAAGCUUUGAAUUGAAGUGUUGAAUCCGCGCCUCCAGGCACCGGUUAAAAUGGCAUCAGACGAGGGAAAACUCUUUGUCGGUGGACUGAGUUUUGACACCAAUGAGCAAUCAUUGGAACAAGUCUUCUCUAAAUACGGACAGAUCUCUGAAGUCGUGGUGGUAAAAGACAGAGAGACUCAGAGGUCCAGAGGGUUUGGGUUUGUUACGUUUGAAAACAUAGACGACGCUAAAGAUGCCAUGAUGGCCAUGAACGGGAAGUCUGUAGAUGGACGUCAGAUCAGAGUUGACCAGGCUGGCAAAUCAUCAGAGAACAGAUCUCGUGGUUACAGAGGGGGAUCCUCUGGGGGCAGAGGCUUUUUCCGUGGGGGCAGAGGUCGGGGCCGUGGUUUCUCCAGAGGUGAGGGAGGUGGAGACAGAGGUUAUGGUGGCAGCAGAUUUGAUUCCAGAAGCGGUGGAUACAAUGGUUCCAGAGACUACUAUAAUAGCAGCAGGAGUCAAGGUGGCUAUGGCGACAGGUCUUCAGGAGGAUCCUACAGAGACAGCUAUGACAGUUAUGGUAAGUCUUGGGUCAACUGGGAAUGAGUUUUGUAUGGCUGUAGGAACUCUCUAAACCUCCUCACCCUCUCCUCGAGUCUGGAAGCACUCUGUAAGGCUCGGGACUUGUUGCUAUUUGUGCUGUUCUCGCCCUUUUUAAGAACCAAAUCUGCCGAGGCUUUGGACACGCGGUCGUUGCCGUUUAAAAACCCAACCGAAAGAGUUGCUAAUUUGUAAUGCAUGUGUGUAGGAGUUGCUUGGAUCUUAAGGCAGAGCAAGUUGCUUUUAAAAACCAAUUUUCCUCAA